AUGAGAGGCCGUAAUACAACCUCCACUUUAGUAAACAAAAAGUCUUUGUUGCUAGGAUCAAGCUGAAAGGCCGCUUCUGAUUGGUCAAAAUCACUUUGCGCAUGCCCAGUUCGAAAUUUUCAUCCACUUCCGUUUUUCAACAUGGACAGAGAAAUUGCAACUUUACUGAAUUUAAACACCAAUGAUUCCACUAAUUUGUCUGAAUUAGUGAAUGAUUUCUUUGGAGAAUCAUGGGAAGAUGACAAGGAAAGUAUUGAAAAGGAUUUGAGUGAAGAAGAUGGGUCAGAUGAGGAUGAAUUUGAUCAAACUGUGGCUCCUUUCGAUUCGGUCAUGCAAAAUGAUGAUGCAGUGCAAUGCUAUACUGAUCACAGUCCUGAGAGUAUCGACAGUGUUGAAUGUGAAAAGGCCACAAAAUAUAGCUGUGACUGCCAGUAUAAUGAUGGACAGCCAUGUUAUAGACGUUACACCCCUGAGGAAAUGAUUAGACGAAGAAUGGACAUGAGAGAAUUGACACCUAGAGAUCAAAUGCUUAUCCUCCUUGGAAAGCUUUCAACAAAUAUCAAUCUAUCAGGCAUAACUUCCAACUCUAAGAGAAAAGAACAAACACCACGAAAAACUGGUCAGAGAAUGACGUACUGGCUCGAAAGUCGACAGAUUUGUCGUGAAACUUUCAAAUUCUUGCAUGGGUAAGUAAUGACUGUCAGUGUCAAAAUUGUCAUUAGGCUAUUCUAAAGGCAU
Molecule: messenger RNA, 738 nt
Organism: Lineus longissimus
Lineage: Eukaryota; Metazoa; Nemertea; Pilidiophora; Heteronemertea; Lineidae
Exons: 3
Coding region: 142-690 (182 amino acids)
Source: RefSeq, a predicted model, not a curated record